Molecule: messenger RNA, 606 nt
Organism: Vairimorpha ceranae
Lineage: Eukaryota; Fungi; Microsporidia; Nosematidae
Exons: 1
Coding region: 1-606 (201 amino acids)
Source: RefSeq, a predicted model, not a curated record
AUGAUUUUAAUUAAUAUACUCAAGACAUUUUACGAGACACAAAGAUUGGUUAUGGAGAAUAAUAACUAUUACUUAAUAGGGAGUAUAAUCAUAGCAGUGUUUUUAUAUUUCUUUAGUAGUAAAAGUGCCUUUCUUUCUUUAUUCCCUAUAGUCUCAUCUAUGGUAAGAUUUUUAGGUGAAAUUUACAGUGACAAUGAAAUUGUAAAUUAUCUUACGGAUAACUUUCUACGAUUUAUUAUAACAUCUUACGUAGUUACAUAUAUACUUAUAUAUUUUACAAAAUUAUCUCUAAAAAUAUUAGCGGCCAUUGCUCUUCUUAGUGUAACACAUAAAUAUAACGAAUAUUUAAACGUUUCAUUUUAUAAAUAUGUGAUGAUAACUGUUGUCGCAGUGACAUUUUACAGUGUAGGAAGAUUACAAAAAGUGUGCUGUGUGUUAAUAGCUGCUUUUUAUUCUUCAUUAAUAAUAUUAAAUGGUAUAGAAAUAUUAAGUAAGUACAAAUUAGGGAUGAAAAAUUUAGAAUUAGAAGGAUUAGCUUUAAGUUUUAUGUUAACAGCAAUAUCUUUAUUUUUACAGACAAGAAUACAUAGAAAGAAAGCAAAAUAA